This is a messenger RNA of Trichoderma breve, 522 nucleotides long. RefSeq lists its product as uncharacterized. NCBI's taxonomy places the organism in Eukaryota, Fungi, Ascomycota, Sordariomycetes, Hypocreales, Hypocreaceae. The transcript has a single exon. The record is from RefSeq and is a predicted model, not a curated record. Bases 1 to 522 code for a protein of 173 amino acids.
AUGGUGGACAUGUGGAAAUGUGGAAUGUUUUUGGAGCUCCUGGAUUCUCAUGCGCAAUCGACUGGCCCUGCGAAGAAGGUGACGAAGACGAAAAAGAAGAAGAAGGAUGGGAAUCCCAAGUCCGAGUCCAAAGAAGCGAACACCGAUAAAGAAGCGAGCCCCGUCAAAGAAGCAAGCAUCGACAAAGAAGCAAGCUCCGACAAAGAAGCCAGCCCCGUCAAAGAAGCAAGCCCCGUCAAAGAAGCAAGCAUCAGCAAAGAAGCAAGCAUCAGCAAAGAAGCAAGCAUCAGCAAAGAAGCAAGCAUCAGCAAAGAAGCAAGCAUCAGCAAAGAAGCAAGCAUCAGCAAAGAAGCAAGCAUCAGCAAAGAAGCAAGCAUCAGCAAAGAAGCAAGCAUCAGCAAAGAAGCAAGCAUCAGCAAAGAAGCAAGCAUCAGCAAAGAAGCAGACAUUGACAACGAAACAAGUGCCGAUGAAGACGCAAGCACUGACGAAGACGCUUCAGGCGGUGCCUCGAUUCUGUGA